Molecule: messenger RNA, 389 nt
Organism: Austrofundulus limnaeus
Lineage: Eukaryota; Metazoa; Chordata; Actinopteri; Cyprinodontiformes; Rivulidae
Product: 60S acidic ribosomal protein P2
Biological process (GO): translation; cytoplasmic translational elongation
Cellular component (GO): ribosome; cytosolic large ribosomal subunit
Molecular function (GO): structural constituent of ribosome
Source: RefSeq, a predicted model, not a curated record
CGAAGAAGAAGAAAGUUGUUUCCGCCGGUUUCCGGUGACGCCACUUCCUUUCUGUUCGAGCCAACCUCGAAGUGAACACGCGUUCUCCUGCCUAGCCCAAGAUGCGUUACGUUGCUGCUUACCUGCUGGCUGCCCUGGGUGGCAAUGAAAACCCAGACACCAAAGACAUCAAGAAGAUCCUGGAUAGUGUCGGCAUCGAGGCUGAAGACGCAAAYAUGUCAAAGGUCAUCUCUGAGCURAAAGGCAAGAAUGUGAAUGAGGUCAUUGCCAGCGGUUACGGUAAACUGGCCAGCAUGCCAGCAGGAGGCGCUGUAGCUGUUGCCAGCUCUGCAGCUGGUGGCGCAGGUGGAGCUGCAGCUCCUGCGGCAGCUGCUGCUGAGGAGAAGAAA